AUGGAUUUCAUCAAGACCAGUUCCCUGCGUGCUCUGAUUGAGUUAACUUUCCAACGCAACUGGAAUGGCCUCAUUUGGAUGAGUAGAAAAGGAGUUACAACCAAAAGAGUGAAGACUGUCCAGACGGCUCUAUCGAGAAUCAGCGCCCAAACCGCGCAGUCCGGCUGGCCGAGAAACGAUUGUUUCACGCUCGGCCAAAUCACAUCCGUCCGUCUGAAGUCUCGGCCAAAGUUCCAAACCUCGGCCGAUCACGCAUCACGACCCGGGAAACAGUCCCGCGGUCGGCCACGCCACAACCGCCACGCCACGCGCACACAUGCCGCGCGAGCCGGGAAACAAGCCUCGCGGCCGCGCAACCUUCUCGCGUACCACGGCCGAUGCGCCGUCCGAGCCGGGAAACGUCCCGCGUCCGGCCGAGAAUUCAUCGGCCAAUCUUCAUCCGUCCGACCACGGCCGACCACGAAUCCGUCCGGCCACGACCUUUCAAAGUACCAUCCACCACUUCCUGCAAGGAAUGACUAUGAGAUCAAGCCUCAGAUCAUUGCAUUGGUUAGACAGAACCAAUUCAAUGGACUUCCAGCUGAGCAUCCUCUUGAUCACAUAGAAAACUUUGAAGAAAUUUGCAGCACUACAAGAUCCAAUGGAGUCUCUGCUGACUACCUUAAGUGCAAGCUCUUUUCAUUCUCUCUUGGCGACAAAGCUUCAAGAUGGUUGAAGUCUCUGCCAGCUCACUCCAUCACCACUUGGGAUGAGUACAAGGCUGCAUUCAUCAACCACUUCUACACCAAACAGAGAUCAAUUUCUGUGAGAAACAAGAUCUCCACUUUCGCCAAGGCAACAAUGAAUCUUUCUAUGAGGCGCUAG
Molecule: messenger RNA, 864 nt
Organism: Microthlaspi erraticum
Lineage: Eukaryota; Viridiplantae; Streptophyta; Magnoliopsida; Brassicales; Brassicaceae
Source: the annotation of a GenBank genome assembly